AUGAAUCGCUCUCCUCUUUGUAACAUUUCCAAUGCUCCUAAAGCAACAACGGUAAAAGUUGUAAAACCAAAAAAUCCCACUAGGACUGGCCGUUGGGAAAUAGAGGAGCGUCUUGCUUUUUUGCAAGCCUUCAAAAUCUACGGCAAAGGAAAUUGGAAGGAGAUUGGCAAGUUCAUUCCGAACAGAACCACACUUCAAGUCAAGACUCAUGCACAGCAUGUCAUGAGGUUGGUUGACGAGGGUCAAAACCCAUUCAAGGAACUCGAAGACUUUUUUGCCGCCGAUUCAGGACUUCACAAAAUCGAUCCCGUCUAUAGUAAACGCCCUCAGAAGAAGAGAAAGACCUCCUCUGAUGUCAAGACUGCGGCUUCCGCACUCCUCGCAUUGAAAAAAAUUCGUGGCGGGUCAUGGUAG
Cylindrotheca closterium is the source of this 414-nucleotide messenger RNA. NCBI's taxonomy places the organism in Eukaryota, Bacillariophyta, Bacillariophyceae, Bacillariales, Bacillariaceae. The record is from the annotation of a GenBank genome assembly.